AUGGCCGAGAGAACGAGGGUCGAAGAGCUUGAGAAGCUUUUACGGGAAGCUGAGCUACGUGCCGAGAGUGAGCGGCAACGCGCUGAGAGAGAACAGCAACGUGCCGAGUUCGCAGACAGGCAACGGUUGGAGGAACAACGACGCGCUGAAUCUGCAGAGGAGCAGACCCGUCACACAACAUUGGACGAAUACAUCGCGGCUUGCCAUAGCCUUGUCUUCUCUAAAUUAGCGGUCGAAACCGACAAGUCGCUCACAUCAAAGGGCUCUAUCACAAACCCCAGGAACAAACUAUGUCCAACAAGUCUCCAGCCGUGGCCAGAUUUCCUGGAACAACAGAGGAUCGCUUCUGGCGUACUUUACGACGCGUUUCCCACCGAUAUGCGGGUUUUUGAGUCUCGGAACUUCCUGUCCGGCCUUGGAGGCAGGAUUUCGCAGCGGCCGAUCGCGAACGAGAAAGACCUGGAGUACUUCCUUCAUAACAGUGUGGAGGAUCCAGUUAGAUCCAUUCUGCAUCAGCUCGAAGAGGUGGAGCAUAUUCAAGCCGUUUAUGGGAUUGGAGGCGGCAUCAUAUUCGAAAAUCACCCCAGUGCCAUAAGCGAUGUAUCAGAGGAGGUCGUUAACCGUGAGAGCGCAUCGCCGCCGAGCACGCCAGAUCAGAAAUGGCCUUCUAAUCAACUCCGUCCCGACCAAAUUUGUGUCUACCGAUCUGAAGAUGGCCAGUCGCCAAAGCGUAGCAUGAUCUAUGUUUGCGAAUAUAAGGCACCUCACAAGUUGACAGCACAACAUCUGCGUGCUGGCUUGCGACCGAUGGACGUCUACAAGGAAGUUGUCAACCGCAAAACAGUUCCAACCUCGGCAGACCCGGAAGGCCGUUUCCAAUACUAUGCUGAAAGACUGACUGCCGCUGCCAUCUCGCAAACAUACCACUAUAUGAUCGAGGGUGGCCUCGUCUUCGGGCUCCUGACAACCGGAGAGGCUAUAGUCUUCCUCAAGAUUGACUGGGAUAAUCCGCAGACGCUGUACUAUCACCUGGCCGAACCCGGGCCUGAAGUGUCUGCACACCCUCGUAAUUUUCACUCCUGCACCGCUGUCGGACAGUAUCUGGCCUUUACCCUUGUAGCCCUGGCUCGUCACGGGCGGCGGCAGCAACACGGUCAAGAAGCGCGCCGGCAAGUAAUUCAAGGACUGAAAACGUGGGCAGAAGACUUUGAAAGCACCUUACGCUCCAUUCCGGCCAACGUGCGGCAUCCCCCAAGUGGCUCCCCUUAUCAACCGACUACGUACGCGACCUUCGAUAGAUCGCCAUAUCCCUUUCGCCAUAAUCGGCGGAAGAUCGACUGCGAAGGCCAGCUCAGCAACCAACCUACAAGAAGGGACUCUCCGGAACCAUCAGAUGAUGAAUCGGGAGGAAAACUGCCCGAUACACCCAGUCCUGCGGAGAGACGAGCUGGUGGUGGGGGUCGAGGACAGGCAAGACGCAGCCGGAGGAUUCAAGCUCGUCAGACACAAGAUGCUCCAUCAAGUCGGCGUACGGAGCAUGCCGUCCAAUAUUGCACGCAGAAAUGUUUGACCGGGCUGGUUCGCGGGGGGUUCCUUGAUAACGGUUGCCCUAAUGUAACCCUGCACGGCCGAGGGCUUGCUUCUAGCUUUGCUGGCUUGAGUGUGCGCCAUCCCGUCAGCCAUAGCAAGUGGCUGCAACUUUUGAGGAAACAGCUGGAAGUGUCUCUGGACGAUGGAGUGGUGCCUCUUGGUGAUGGCGGCUCACGAGGUGUCUUGUUUCGAAUCACGUUGCUCGCCUACGGUUAUACCUUCGUCGCGAAAGGGACUGUACGCGCAUUUAUCAAGGAUCUGGAGCACGAAGCCGCCGUCUACGAACGCCUCAAACCAGCCCAAGGAGUCAGCAUACCUGUAUUCUUGGGCACUGUCGACCUCCGAGCCAUUGACAAAAUCUACUACUAUGACUACCGGGUUUAUAUAGUGCAUUUGAUGUUUCUCUCAUGGGGGGGUUACAAGCUAGACGAUGCUCGGAUUGCCAGUGGCGCGGGGAAAAGGCUUGCGGAUUGGACAUUGCAGGCUUUGCGAUCGAUACAUUUACAAGGGGUUGUUCACGAUGAUAUCCGAGGAGCCAACAUGCUGUUUAACCCGGAAACAAACCGGAUCAUGAUUAUUGACUUUGAAAGAGCAAAAUUUGUGCAACCUCCUCGGCGUCCGCUGGCCCAGCUGGUACCAAACAAGCGGGCAUGGAGUUAUGAGGUACCCGACAAAAUGACCGGGGGGAAUGAACAUUCCGGUAGAUACCAGGGGAAAGUGGAUGUUGGUGGUGAUAUUCUGAUGGCAAGGUCGACAUUUUCAGAGCUCAAUUGGUACGAAGCAAAUGAUGCAAAGGCCGUAGUUUGUUAG
Messenger RNA from Trichoderma gamsii, 2400 nucleotides. RefSeq lists its product as hypothetical. The coding region runs from base 1 to 2400 and encodes 799 amino acids. Lineage: Eukaryota; Fungi; Ascomycota; Sordariomycetes; Hypocreales; Hypocreaceae. The transcript has a single exon. Gene Ontology annotation, biological process: protein phosphorylation. The record is from RefSeq and is a predicted model, not a curated record. Gene Ontology annotation, molecular function: ATP binding; protein kinase activity.